Molecule: messenger RNA, 1230 nt
Organism: Fomitiporia mediterranea MF3/22
Lineage: Eukaryota; Fungi; Basidiomycota; Agaricomycetes; Hymenochaetales; Hymenochaetaceae
Exons: 2
Coding region: 1-1230 (409 amino acids)
Source: RefSeq, a predicted model, not a curated record
AUGCCACCUCGGCCACGCCUUCGAGUGCCUGAUAGGACAGUCCGGGUUGCGACGAAGCGACAUGAUGAAGACGCGCCUACGGUGAAAGGGGAGGUAGCAAGUGUCGAAGGAUUCGUACCCGUCGCAACUAUACCUGCUCGACCCAGACCUGUCCGCAAACCGAUUCGGCGUGCAGCGUUGUCUUCUCUCCCGCCUUCAUCACCUCCACUUCUAACUUCAUCUCAUGAACAAGUACCUCCGGGAAAUAUGGAGCCUGCCGUGGCAGCUGUGGAUGAUCCUUUUGGGUUCUUCGCUGCGGAGAAAAGACUUAAGGAGCGCUCGAAGGAACAGAUGGUGAAUAGGGGCAUUGCUGACGGGAAGGAGAGGAGGGUACUCCAACCUCGCCAGCUGCUCGACGAGAACCGACCCGAGUCUGUGUUAGCUGCUAUGGGCAUUCGGACUGGUAAACGUCUCGAACUGCAGCAGUCGCCAGAAAAAGAAGACAAAGAGGUUGGGGAAGCAAGCGACGUCGACGACGGCAGACCCGCAUUUGCAACACCACCAAAGGCCGACAGAACAGACUCCGACCUCGAGUUCGACAUGAGCAAAUACGUUUCAGGCACAGAGACGCCUGCAGGGCAUACUCCCGAUCCACGUGCGGCCACACCUCGUCAACGACGGAAGAAAAAGAGGAAGCUCUCCUUAACACCGAAUUCUUCGUCCAAGUCACCAAUUCGUGGACAUGACGAAUUAAGUUCUGCUCUACAGUCACCUUCGCCGCUAAAACGUCCUCGCGUGACGAGGCGGCCCUUUGCUGACAUGCAGCCUCGGGAUAAUACGCCAGUGAAGGCUACAUCGAAACAGACGAAAGGAGGAAAGCCAGUUUAUAAGACUCACAAGACGGACGAGACACUGGCAGAGGAACACUUCGAUGGUAUGACGGAAGCACUGAAGGAGUUACUUCCUCGGAGACCAACUCGUAAGGCAACACAACGGAGGAGUACUGUUGCAACAAGAGCCGUUGCACCAAAGAAGACGAGGAAGAAUGCACGACAAACCAAGCCCCGGUCAAAGAAGCCUGUCAUGGAGCGCGUUGAAGAUGGUGAAGACUUCCAAGAGAAGGAAGGAGAGUCAUUUGUUCUAAGUGGAGAGGAACGCGAGAAAUUUGAAGUUGCACGAGAAGCACGCAAGGAAUACUUCAAAGAGGUUGACGACUAUGUUAUGGAUGAAGAGAGCAUUUUCAUUAUUUGA